UCAUAUCCCUCCUCCUUCUUCUCAUAACACACAACAUACAAAAUGGGUGGCCAAGGCAGAGAAGGCGGCAAGAUCAAGCCCCUUAAGGCUCCUAAGAAGUCGCAGAAGGACCUCGAUGAAGAUGAUAUCUCGUUCAAGGAGAAGCAAAAAGCCGAGGCUAAGGCGAAGAAGGAUCUGCUGGACAAGGCCAAGGGCAAGGGUCCCUUGAACACGGGCUCCCAGGGUAUUAAGAAGUCGGGAAAGAAAUAAAUUUGAUACCCAGCGUUGUGUUAUACUCAAGAAUCACGAUACUACGAGCUACGGAUGAGCAU
Messenger RNA from Aspergillus glaucus CBS 516.65, 311 nucleotides. Its product is annotated as translation machinery-associated protein 7. The record is from RefSeq and is a predicted model, not a curated record. The transcript is spliced from 3 exons. Lineage: Eukaryota; Fungi; Ascomycota; Eurotiomycetes; Eurotiales; Aspergillaceae. The coding region runs from base 43 to 249 and encodes 68 amino acids.